This is a messenger RNA of Prunus avium (sweet cherry), 1041 nucleotides long. The record is from RefSeq and is a predicted model, not a curated record. NCBI's taxonomy places the organism in Eukaryota, Viridiplantae, Streptophyta, Magnoliopsida, Rosales, Rosaceae.
AUGGAUAAAUUUCUGCCAUUUAUUGGAAUGGUGGUGGCGAUUAUGGCUCAGACUGGGAGUAUGAUACUGAACAAAGCAGCCAUGUCCAAAGGGACCAACGAAUACAUCAUCGUCGUCUACGCCAAUGCUCUCUCUGCCCUCAUUCUUCUCCCUUACAUCCUCACCUUCCACAGGUUACAUAUAAUUCCUCUCUUUCUUUCAUUUAUAUAUUUAUUUUACAGUGUGGUGAAUAAAGUAUGUUCAUCUCAGAUAUUUGGAAAUAUCGGCAUAGCAUACAGCUCUCCCACGCUUGCCACGGCCAUGCUUAACCUCAUCCCAGCAUUCACUUUCUUACUUGCCAUCAUUUUCAGGAUGGAAAAGGUGAACUGGAGAAGCUCAAGCAGCCAAGCAAAAGUUUGUGGAACCAUAGUAUCAAUCACAGGAGCAUUUGUUGUAACAUUCUACAAAGGCCUGCCAAUCAUAAAGCAAUCAAUAUUACUUUCCAAUUCACCCAAUCAACUCCUUUUCUCAUCACAAUCAAACUGGAUUCUGGGAGGGCUUUUUCUUGCAGCUGAAGCCUUCUCAACUUAUUUAUGGUACAUUAUCAAAUGUUUGCAGGCAUUUGUCGUUAAGAAGUACCCAGCAGUGGUGUUCAUAGUCUUUUACCAAUGCUUAUUUGCAACCAUUCACUCUGUAGCAUUUACUUUAGUUGCAGUUAGAGAUGCAAGUGCCUGGGAGCUAAGGCUGGACAUGGGGCUGAUUGCUAUUUUAUACGCUGGAAUUGUUUCGAUUGUUCUUCGCUACAGUUUAGUCACUUGGUGCGUGUGGACGGCUGGAGCUUUUUUCUGUUCUAUGUUCAAGCCUCUUGGAAUAAUUUUUAGUGUGAUCAUGGGUGUCAUCUUUUUGGGAGAUUCAGUCUAUCUUGGAAGUUUGGUUGGUGCACUCAUAAUUGUUAUUGGAUUUUAUGCGAUGAUGUCGGGGAAGGCCACAGAAGAGGAGCUGGUCGAAUCAUUAGGCCAAAAUAAGGUCCCUCUGCUACCAAACAAUAUACAAGAGCAGUAG